CUUCAAUUCUUAGCUUCUGCGAUGAAUGGCUUUGGGGGAGGUGUCCGUCGAUUUCUCGCGUCUGCGACGGGGAAUGGUGCUACCUCGCCCCCUCCGGGCUCUGAUCUCCCCCUAAAGCCUGGAGCACCAACAUGGCCGCCAGACUCUUCUCCAACAAUAUCUUCAUCCCCACCAUCCACUGCAGCUUUGUCGUUUCGGAAGGACAGACAAGAUGACCCUGACUCACCAAGGUCACCGGCACCCGUACAGAGAGCGCUAAAUGGCAUUUCUGCACGGUCGCAGUCAAGCUCACCGUCAAGACAAUUGCCGUCGUCACUUUCCCGCGUGGCGAACCAACCCACGAGGCUAUCGACAUCUAGGACUGCCAUACAACCGCCCUCCAAUAUCAGGGACGAACUACUACUCAGUCUUCUCGCAAGCGAGGCAGUGGUGGAUAGUCGCGAUUUCGAGAUUCUGACUUCAGAGGAAGUCGAAGAUCUCAAGAAAGAGCAACAAGACCUUGUCUCCCGACAGACGGCGUUGGCCAAGAAGUUGACCCUUGACACCAAGAUGCGAGACGCCGCUAAUUCACUUAACCGUGUCAACGCUGGCCGCAAGAAUGGAUCUAAACAGGCAGAAGAGCAACUAGAGGCGGCUAACAAACGCGUCGAAACGACUGAGCGGGACCUUGCACGGAUCAACGAUCGUGCAAGCGAGAUCACCAAACGCCUUCUCGAGCACCGAGCCGGGGUACUCAGCUACUCUGUGCGAUCUAUGGAGCGGAAGAUGGCGCCAGAUAGCAACAACGACUCAGGCUACAAUACUCCUUCGGGUACACUUCGCAGUCCAACUGGUUCGUCAGCUAGUGCAAGUCUCUCUCAAAAGCCGCGAUUUGAUGGUGCACAUUUCUUUGCGGGUCAUGCGGAAACCGUAGUGCCGUCUACCUCUGCCAAAGCACCCCCGGCAGCAGCUGUGUUGGAGCUUGAGGAAAAGUUAGCGAAAGCAACAGAGGCUUUGGCGGUGUCAAGCGCCAAGCAAGCUGAGCUCGCUCGCGAACUUUCUGUUGCUCGCUCAGAGAAAGAAGCGUCAGACGCCCAGGUGGCUCGGGCUGAAGAAACCAUUGCGGCUUUAGAAUCGGAGACGAUUGACGGAGAGGCCCAUGCGCGCGAGAAGACAGCCUGGGAGGAAGAAAGGGCAGAAUGGGAGCGAGAAAAGAUGACGCUGGAAGAGCAGCGGUUGGAAGAUCUUGCUCAAUUACAAGAAGAAACCGAGCGACUGCGCGAGGUGGAUUCCAAUGCCCUCAAACGAGCCCAGGAAGAACUUGAGGACGGCACAUCGGCUUUACAGGACCUGGUCGACAGGUACAACAUCCCUCUAUACUCCCGGGACCCCACCAUUCCUGUGUUUGUGUCGACAUUGGCAUCUCAUUUGCAGGCUCUGGCCACCAAGAUAGAGAUGUUGACGGCGGCCCAAACCGAUUGGGAAAACACUCGACGCAAACUCGAGGAUGAUGUACGGGCUGGAUUCGACAAGCGAGAAACUUUGUCUCGGGAGAUCGAAGAGGCACGUAGAGAACGUGAGGAAGCAAGGAAGGAGGCGCGAGCAAUGGAACUCCGGGUCAAGACGGACAUUCGUCCAGCGGCUCUUUCUCCCUUGCCGUCUCCGCGUGAUUUCUCUGGGGACAACAAACAACUGCUUGCAAUCCUACAGCCUGUAUGGGCGAUUCUUCCAUCUCCAGAAGCAAGGGCGGCCAAAUUUGGAACACAGAGGUUCCGUGCUGGAUCUGGAGCGAAUUCACCGAGUAGUCCCAAUCCGAGUGGCCCUCCAACUUCGCUUUCGGAGCUCGAUGUUCGGUCGUUAAAGACUCUGUAUGACCCGCGGACACCAUCAUCACCCUCUCCAAACAGUACUGCGUCAUUCUCGCUCGAUGCUUUCGUGCAACGGGUCCAGGCGCUGGUCAACGAUGACCGGGCGUUGAUUGAACGUCUUGUGCGUUUUGCUCAGGCUCACGACUUGCUGAAGAAGAACGCCGAGCGCGCGCAAAAGCUCGCUACUGAGAGCAGUACGGCUUUGGAGGUGUACCAGAAACAAGUUGCGAUUCUGGAGGAGCGGAAUAUGGAUCUGGCAACACGUGUUUCAGCACUCCAAGAUGAAGUGGCCGGGCUGACGAACACAAUUGAGAGGGUGCGGAAAGAGAAAGUCGAUAUGGAGACAGCGGCAGCAGAGCAAGCGGCCACAUGUGCGCAACUGACAGAGGCAAACAAUGCGCUCAGUGCUAAAACGCUUGCGUUGGCGGAAGAAGCGGCUUCAGCGCCAGAGGUGUUGAGGAAACAGCUGGAAGAGACCAAGGCCGCGCUUGCUACUGCCCAGGAGGACAUCGAGGCCAUGCGCACGGCCGAGCAGGGACAGAGCAUGGCGUUGUUGGAGGAGCUUAACUCGCUCCAAGAGCAAAACGCCAAGUUGCGAGACCAAAUGAGGGCGAUCAAGAAGUAG
Molecule: messenger RNA, 2472 nt
Organism: Mycena indigotica
Lineage: Eukaryota; Fungi; Basidiomycota; Agaricomycetes; Agaricales; Mycenaceae
Exons: 3
Coding region: 22-2472 (816 amino acids)
Source: RefSeq, a predicted model, not a curated record